This is a messenger RNA of Pelobates cultripes (western spadefoot toad), 665 nucleotides long. Lineage: Eukaryota; Metazoa; Chordata; Amphibia; Anura; Pelobatidae. The record is from the annotation of a GenBank genome assembly.
AUGCAAAGUAUCUUCCAGGCCUGCCACACGGUGGGUGAGAGCUACAUGUUCUUGUGUAAGCUGCUGUGUGAGUAUGGCAGUGUUAAGUUGGGCCUGACGGGCCGUCACCGAUUAAUUCUCCACAGACUUCAUGCGACCGGAGAGGGUAUGUAUGUCCUCACGUAUCAGUGCGCAGUCUGCUUGGAACAUUGUGCACAGUUCAUGCGGAAGGUGUUUAAGAUCGUCUUUGGUGGUCAGGGCACUAUCGCCAUCCACCUUUGUAGGUCUUUUAUCCAUCUUCGUAGUUGAUGCCCGAGCUUAUGGAAUUGGGUCCGGAGCAUCAUACUCCAGUUCUCCAGAGGAGCAGGAAGGUGACCUUUGCGGUGGGGCCACCAUCACAGGAUCCCUCACUCCUAUAGGCCGGGACUUUGGGGUUUUCUUCCCCAUGCUGACUGGAGGCGGUAGGUGUUGACUGGGCUCCGGUUUGGGCUCUCUGGACGGCUCGAAGUGGGCUUAAAUCAGCUUAUCUCUCGGCACUCACAGGGAGCGUUACUUAUUACGAUGGCUGCUCACUCCGCCCCCCACUUCCAGUCAUUAUUAUUGCAGCAGAUAUGGCUGCAAUAGAGAAGAAUAUUAUUCUCUGCUAUGUCAUGGACAUCGGUUCUACACUUCCAACAUUUAGCUAA